Messenger RNA from Dujonia railenensis, 402 nucleotides. Lineage: Eukaryota; Fungi; Ascomycota; Pichiomycetes; Serinales; Debaryomycetaceae. The record is from the annotation of a GenBank genome assembly.
AUGAAAUAUACAAAGGCUGAAAAGGAAAAGUUGAUAGCCUUUUUGAAAGAAGAAUCGGAUAAUAGAAUACGACGUCUUGAAGGGGAAUGUUUACAGCUAGCUAAGGAUUCAGAAACUAAAAUCUUAAGAAGGUUGAAUAAUGUAAGCGCGACACUUUGGAACGUUCAAUUGAAAGAUGUCUUGAUGAUAGAAAGACACCACAAACCUUCCAUAAAGCAUUUGAUUUCUGAUAUUAAAUCGGUACAGCAGGAACUGUCCUUUUUAAGCUAUAACAGUGCUGGAGAUAGCUCCAUUGCUGCUUCUGCCAGUUCUGGUAGACCAUUGAGAAGUGUGUCGGACUCUAAAGUAAAUAAACCGAGUCGCACCCAAUCCAGGCAAAGAACUGCAUCAUCGCAUCACUAA